CCCUACUGGUUUUGUUUACAGGAAGCAAGCUCAGUGUUCUCAAAUGUCAAUCAAAUUUUAUGCGCCCAGGACAAAUCUACCGAAUUUCGCCGCCUACAUUGGACGGCACACAACCUAUCCACCAGGAUCAUCUCUUCGGAAGAAUAAUCUAUGCCGGCGUGUGGGCCUUGCCCUCUUCAGCUCGUUCAGUACCGGACUUUACUACUCAUCCUCUACAGCAGUGACGCACAAGCACAUUCAUCCAUGGCGGGAGGUACCUCGAUUUUGUGAGGGGACGGUAAAUUCUGGCCCAGUUGAGGAGCCGCCGGACAUCGACGGUGAGCAGUCAAGAAUCGACGGCAAAAAGAGGCGGAAAAAACGCCGUCAUGGAAACAAAGGAAGAGCGCCGUGGAAUAAAGGACGAAAACACAGUGAAGAAACUCGUGAGAAAAUCAGACGCAGAACAAAAGAAGCCAUGGAAGACCCCAAGAUUAGAAAGAAAAUGUCUGAAUCUGCUCGUAUUGUGAUGAGUGAUCAGACGAAAGCAAAAAUAAAAGCAGCUUACAUGAUGCGAUGGAGAAAACAGUUAAAAUGGAAAAGAUCGAGUGAGAGGUUUAUGCUAUCGUGGGCCCAGAGCAUCGCAAAAGCUGCUAAGGUGGGAAUGAGUGACGAGAAAGAACUUUAUUGGGAUAGCUACAACAAACUUAAAGAAGAAAUAGCCCUACAGAUUCACCAUACUGCCCAAGAAGCAGAUGGCAAAGCGAUUGCUCGUGUACGAGCACAAAGAGCAGCACAAGAGAAAUCGGAAAAGAUGGCAAGGCUCCCUCAGGAAAGAAGAGAGCACGAAGAAAAUGUGAAAGCUAGAGAGGGGUCAUUUAAAAAGAGGAAUCUAAAGUCAGAAGAAGAAAUAGAGAGGUUAGCAGAGUUUCGAGAGGAGAGGCUCAAAGAGAAAAUAAUGAAGAUUCAUAAGAAGCUACAAGUAAACAGUCAACAUCACGAAGCCAUUGAAGGUGAGAGCUCGUCCAACGAGCUGGAGAGCCUGAAAAAGGAGUUAGAGGACUCUCUGGUGUGCAUUAGCAAGCUUAAGGAUGUGGUUAAAAACCAGAAGGCUGAGCUCACUCAUCUGAAGGAGGAGAAGAGGGCUUCAGAGGCUGCUCAAGAAGCUCGUGAAGUCGCUAACCGUGCCAAGCUGGACAAGGUGGUUCGGAAGGUGGCCUUAGCCGAUGCCAUGAAAGAUGUCGGGCUAGACAGCGAGCCGUCUUCUUAGGAUAGCUCGUAGUGUAGGCACCUUGUAAGAGCUAACCGACAUUGCAGUACCCCCUUUUGCUGAAUGAAAACAUGUAUUGCCUUUUUACCUGCUUUCUUGUUUGUGCAAUUUACCAUGUUUAAUCGUGAACUCAACUUGUAACUUGUACGUUCAAGUGUUCAUUAAUGAAUAUUUGAUGUUUGAGGCA
Messenger RNA from Striga asiatica, 1433 nucleotides. Lineage: Eukaryota; Viridiplantae; Streptophyta; Magnoliopsida; Lamiales; Orobanchaceae. The record is from the annotation of a GenBank genome assembly.